Phalacrocorax carbo (great cormorant) is the source of this 900-nucleotide messenger RNA. Lineage: Eukaryota; Metazoa; Chordata; Aves; Suliformes; Phalacrocoracidae. The record is from RefSeq and is a predicted model, not a curated record.
GGGUGCUUGGAGGCGACGGCGGCGCUGGCGGGUUGGUUAAACGGGUGCGGCGACGGCGACAGUGUCCUGUUCGACUUCCCCUGAGCCCCAACCGCUCCGCACAGAGCCGUUCCGCGGCGCCGCCGCACGUGCAGGCAGCCAUGAGCGACCGAAAGGCCGUCAUCAAGAAUGCGGACAUGUCCGAAGAGAUGCAGCAAGAUGCUGUGGAGUGUGCGACCCAGGCGUUGGAGAAGUACAACAUCGAGAAGGACAUUGCUGCUCACAUAAAGAAGGAAUUUGACAAGAAGUACAACCCCACUUGGCACUGCAUCGUGGGAAGGAACUUUGGCAGCUACGUGACUCAUGAGACCAAGCACUUCAUCUACUUCUACCUCGGCCAAGUCGCUAUUCUUCUUUUCAAGUCUGGUUAGAACCACGGACUCUGAAGCUUGGAUCUGUUUCCAGGACUGUGUGCUGACUCCUCUGACUAGUUACUGCAGCCUUCCUGAGGACGCAGACUUGGAUAUUCAAGGGCAAUGGCAGGGAUUAUGAUAUAGCAGAUGAUGAUACAUUGUGGAUAUAAAAAGGAAAAAGUACCAAAAGGGUCUUCCUUGUAUUUUUUUUUUUUUCCGAAGGCUGCUUCUUUGCUAGUAGAGCUAUUGGAGCAAUUUUGCCUUUGAGAGUUUUAUAGCCAUCUAUAGUACGGCCUAUUUACUGCUUGUGCUAUGUAAGUACUGACUGUGUUUAGUCCUUUCUGUUCCAAACCUCCCUUCUUCUGAGGUGGUCUGUUUUUUUUUUUGCCGCUUCCCCCCCCCGCGGUGUUUGGCUGGAUGUACUGCCCCGCAGCCCCAGCCCGUUCUUUCUCUGCCGCUGCCUCUUGGAGCACCGCUGUGGAGAAUAAAGGCGAAGCCCUGUCCCGGC